AUGCCGCAGAGUGAGGCGGCACGUUGCCAUGGAAACAGCAGACAAAGCCGUUUAGACGCUGCCAUUGAUAUGUUUUAUCGGCACGAGCCGCACAGAGGUGAAUCAGACGUGCUGGAUGCCCUGCAGCGUUACACCACCGUAGGCACCAUCUGUCAGGUUUUUUCCUGCCAGUGUGACGGUUUCAAAGGGAGCCACAGCUACAGGACGGGGCUCGUCUUCAUCACUGACGCCUCCUCUGAUUUGUCACCAAACAGAUGGAAGGACAGUCACUGUGGAUAUCAGAGGCCAAAUCCUGAGGAGGCUCAGAAUGGGGUUCAGAAAAGGGUUCAGAACGGUGCUCAAAACAGGACUCAGAACGGUGCUCAGAACGGGACUCAGAACGGGGUUCAGAACGAGGCUCAGAACAGGACUCAGAACGGUGCUCAGAACGGUGCUCAGAACGGUGCUCAGAACGGGGUUCAGAACGAGGCUCAGAACAGGACUCAGAACGGUGCUCAGAACGGUGCUCAGAACGGUGCUCAGAACGGGGUUCAGAACGAGGCUCAGAACAGGACUCAGAACGGUGCUCAGAACGGGGCUCAGAACGGGGUUCAGAACGAGGCUCAGAACAGGACUCAGAACGGGGCUCAGAACGGUGCUCAGAACGGUGCUCAGAACGGGGUUCAGAACGAGGCUCAGAACAGGACUCAGAACGGUGCUCAGAACGGUGCUCAGAACGGUGCUCAGAACGGGGUUCAGAACGAGGCUCAGAACAGGACUCAGAACGGUGCUCAGAACGGGGCUCAGAACGGGGUUCAGAACGAGGCUCAGAACAGGACUCAGAACGGUGCUCAGAACGGUGCUCAGAACGGUGCUCAGAACGGGGUUCAGAACGAGGCUCAGAACAGGACUCAGAACGGUGCUCAGAACGGGGCUCAUAACAGGACUCAGAACGGGGCUCAUAACAGGACUCAGAACGGUGCUCAGAACGGGGCUCAGAACAGGACUCAGAACGGGGCUCAUAACAGGACUCAGAACGGGGCUCAUAACAGGACUCAGAACGGGGCUCAUAACAGGACUCAGAACGGGGUUCAGAAUGAGGCUCAGAACAGGGUUCAGAAUGGUGUUCAGAACGGUGCUCAGAACGGGGCUCAGAACAGGACUCAGAACGGUGCUCAGAACGGGACUCAGAACGGGGCUCAUAACAGGACUCAGAACGGGGUUCAGAAUGAGGCUCAGAACAGGGUUCAGAAUGGUGUUCAGAACGGUGCUCAGAACGGGGCUCAGAACAGGACUCAGAACGGUGCUCAGAACGGGACUCAGAACGGGGCUCAGAACAGGACUCAGAACGGGGCUCAUAACAGGACUCAGAACGGGGUUCAGAAUGAGGCUCAGAACAGGGUUCAGAAUGGUGUUCAGAACGGGGCUCAGAACAGGACUCAGAACGGGGUUCAGAACGAGGCUCAGAACAGGGUUCAGAAUGGUGUUCAGAACGGGGCUCAGAACAGGACUCAGAACGGUGCUCAGAACGGGGCUCAGAACAGGACUCAGAACGGGGUUCAGAACGAGGCUCAGAACAGGGUUCAGAAUGGUGUUCAGAACGGGGCUCAGAACAGGACUCAGAAUGGAGUUCAGAACGGGGCUCAGAACAGGGUUCAGAACGGGGCAUCAGGACAAGGCUCAGAACAGGGCUCAGAAUGGGUUUCAGAACGGGACUCAGAACAAGGUUCAGAAUGA
Molecule: messenger RNA, 1716 nt
Organism: Thalassophryne amazonica
Lineage: Eukaryota; Metazoa; Chordata; Actinopteri; Batrachoidiformes; Batrachoididae
Product: S-antigen protein-like
Exons: 3
Coding region: 1-1716 (571 amino acids)
Source: RefSeq, a predicted model, not a curated record